Molecule: messenger RNA, 573 nt
Organism: Strongyloides ratti
Lineage: Eukaryota; Metazoa; Nematoda; Chromadorea; Rhabditida; Strongyloididae
Product: Phospholipid hydroperoxide glutathione peroxidase, mitochondrial
Exons: 2
Coding region: 1-573 (190 amino acids)
Biological process (GO): response to oxidative stress
Molecular function (GO): glutathione peroxidase activity
Source: RefSeq, a predicted model, not a curated record
AUGUUAGCUUCCGCCUCUAUAUCACGUUUAAUUGCCAGUUCUAUUGUAUCGUAUAACUUGUUGUUUAGAAAUACAUUUUGUAAAAUGGCCAACGACCAUACUAUCUAUCAAUUUACUGUUGAAGAUGCUGAUGGAAAGCUAGUUUCUUUAGAAAAAUACCGUGGUAAGGUUGUUAUCAUCGUUAAUGUUGCUUCACAAUGUGGCUUAACUGAUAGUAAUUAUAAACAAUUAAAGGAAAUGCUUGAUAAAUAUCAAAGCAGAGGAUUUGCUGUUGCUGCAUUCCCAUGUAAUCAAUUUGGUAAACAAGAACCAGGAUGUCCAAUUGAUAUUAAAGGAGAAAUGAAAGAAAAAUUUGGAAUUGAACCAGAUUUUUAUGGUAAAAUCGAUGUCAAUGGUAGCAAUGCAGCCCCACUUUACCAAUUUUUAAAAAAAGAAAAAGGUGGUACAUUGAUUGAUGCAAUCAAAUGGAAUUUCACCAAGUUCUUAAUAGACAGAGAAGGAAAAGUUGUUCAAAGAUAUGGUCCAACAACUGAACCUAAAACUUUUAUUAAAGAUGUUGAAGCUCUUUUGUAA